UUUACGGAAGUGUUUCGGAAGUGGAAUUUACAGCCCAGAGUCACAUGAAACAUUUAACAGCAAUUGUGUUUUACCGAGCAAUUUCUGCGUUUUGUGCAGAAAACAGUGUAACAGUCUAACUCCAGUCUGCAUUAAAGUGUGCAGGUUUUCUUAAAACUCUAACAUGGACGAGGACGGGCUGCCGAUAGUGGGGUCUGGGGUUGAUCUCACCAAGGUUCCUGCUAUUCAACAAAGAAGAAUUGUUGCUUAUCUCAAUCAAUUUAUUGUCCACACAGUUCGAUUCCUUAACCGCUUUUCUACAGUCUGUGAGGAGAAACUAGCAAACAUAUCUUUGCGCAUACAGCAGAUUGAAACUACUUUGUGCAUUUUGGAGGCCAAGUUGUCUUCCAUUCCUGGACUGGAGGACGUCACAGUAGAUGGGGUCAGUCAGCAUCAGACUGCUCAGGCCAAUGGGCCCACUGUCAGUCAGAAUCAAACAGACAGUCCAGCAGUGGGAAACCUACCAACCCCAGAGCCUGUUCAGAAUGAGUCAGAAUCUGCAAAAGGGGAGAAAGCAGAAGCAGAGGCAGUUUCAGCUGCAGAGAAUGUUAUGACUGUGGCCAAGGACCCACGGUACGCCCGUUACCUGAAAAUGGUUCAAGUGGGGGUCCCAGUUAUGGCCAUUAGGAAUAAAAUGGUCAUGGAGGGUUUAGAUCCCAACUUGCUUGAUACGCCUGAUGCCCCUGUGCCUGAUGGAGGAACAGGAAGUGCAGAGCGUCAAGAGGAUGACGCCAACACCUCUGACAGUGAAUCAUCUUUUAGUGACUGAUAUCUGUCCUUUCUCUUGUUUGAGUCAAACCUUCCUGUAAAGGCCAUUCAUCUACAACUGCACUACCACAGGCUUGUGCAAGACACUAGCAGAAGGUUAAAGAAGAGUAGAAUAUGUCAAACUACAACUAUGUGCCUGAAACAGGAAAAUCUAACCAAUGAUUGUAAUUUCAGUGUGAUUGAGCUGGAAUCAUUUUUCCAUUGGUCCAUUAGUGACUGAGUUCAUUCUCAUACACUGUUGACAUUUUUGAAAAGCAGGUAAUUCUUUUUCUCAGUUGAUUUUCUAAGAAUUUGUCAUAAGUGCAUGGUAUGUAGCAAGUAUUAUUUUCUACAAAUCUUAUCUUUUAGUAGUAGUUUCACCUACAAUGCCUUCAACACACACUGGUCAACAAAACAUCUUCAUGUCAUUGUCUAAUUGUGCAUGUUUAAUACUUUCUGAGACGGAAUUAAUUAUAUGUUACUUGGAGAACAGUUAAGUCGUCUGCUUUUAGUAUCAGUAUUGGAAAGGAAAUCUUGACUUCAAAGUAAUCUGGUCGUUCUUAGAUACAUUACUGUUUUUUCAUGAAGUACUCAGACCUUUUAGGUUUUCCAUAUUUAACAUUUUAGCAGUUUCGUUGAAAAAGGAGCUGCAGGAUGUUCUUUGUUUUUUUUUAAGAAAAACAAAAACCCCAUCAUAUAUCACAAUUGAAAGCAAAAGUAACAAACAGUUUUGUUCCUAUGUAAUGUGUCUGCUGCUCAAGUGGAUUUAUUGAGGUUUCAUGAUUGGGUAAUAAUGACAUGUCUUCCACUUUUCACAACAUCGUAUAAAAUACACUGUCAUCGCUUUUCAGAAAAUGUUAUGUAAGUGUUGAUUAUGUUGUUUGUACUACAUUUAAAUACAUCCAACUUCAUUACUUAGAACAAUGAAUAUGAUUCUAAAAGAGAAAGAAUAGAAAAAACAAUGAUAAUAGUAUUUAAUGAUUUAAAAAAAGUUUGAUUUUAUUUCUAUGGAUAUUACACUAUAAGUACUGUGAAAAAAGCAAAUGUAGAGGAAAGCACUUUUUUUUCUUAACAUGAAAAUCUGCCUGUUUGCCUGUAAUAAACACUCAUACAGAUUACUUUGAAAAGGUACAUCUUUAUUUUUCAGUACAGCAGCGUAUCAGAAUCUAUACAGUAUAGUUUGUAAAAAGAUAAACAGUACUGAGACAAAGUGAGUAAAAACA
Molecule: messenger RNA, 2009 nt
Organism: Sphaeramia orbicularis (orbiculate cardinalfish)
Lineage: Eukaryota; Metazoa; Chordata; Actinopteri; Kurtiformes; Apogonidae
Gene: washc3
Product: WASH complex subunit 3
Exons: 7
Coding region: 164-808 (214 amino acids)
Biological process (GO): exocytosis; actin filament polymerization
Cellular component (GO): WASH complex
Source: RefSeq, a predicted model, not a curated record